UCCCUCUGGACCUGCGCCUGUAAGAUUUACAUAUCUGGCUAGGAUUUUUUUUCUUUUUUUUCUUUUUUUUCUUUUUUUUUGGGGGGGGGGGUGGGGUGGGGGUGUGGGCAACUGAGUAGUUAAUAGUCUAAAACUCCUUAUAUGGCUAAGAAGAGAAUUUUCUUUAAGUUUUUAUAAUCCCCCCCCCCCCCCACCUCCACCCCGCUAGCUACGGCCCUGUGCACGUAUUCCAAUAAGGCGAGUUAAGAUCUUUUUUUUUCUUUUUUCUUUUUUGAGUGCCCCAUCAUUCCAUACAUACACAUGCACGCACGCGCGUACGAACCACACACACCACAAGCGUCGCAUACUUAUUGUUGAACCACAAUGCUUUGAGUCUAGUCUUCAAAGUUAUACAAACACGGUGUGGAAUCAUGAAUUCCAUUACACCAUAGGCGUAUUAAAAAUGUUAUAGUGGUUUUCAGAAUGUCGCUUGGCACACUUACAUGUAUCAGAUUACCUAACUGUGAACAUAGAUACACACACUUGCAGUUUUCUUCCACCAUACUAUAAGACUGACCCAGGAAACUGGCGUCUUAAUUACCAGCGCGUGUAAUGAAGUCAAUUACCAGACCAACUGAAGGUGAAAUCGAAGUGCUGUUUUCCUGUUUAACAAACCCUAUCGUAAACAGCCCCACACUCGGUUGUUUGAUAACAUGCCGCACAAGUCAUGCUGUAGAACCACACUGGGGUUAUUAAAGACGUUUAUCACGAAAUGAAAUUCCAGAUGCUAUCCACGAUGUCUGGGUAUUUCAAAGUGGCGCUGCUUCUGGUUGGAUUCGAAACAGUUUUGACAAAACCCAUAAAAAAUGACCAGUGUGAAUAUAACGUUGAUCUUGUUGGGAAUACAAUUAAGGUUGUGUGUCAUGGGAAGAAUGCAAGAAUCAGCAUCUAUGCCAACAACGCCGAUAUGAAAACUGGAGCCGAUUAUUUCGAAGACGUCGACGAUAACAGAAACAGAAAUACAUCCACGAAAAAGACGGCGGCUGUUGACACGCCAGCAUCACUAGAACUCCAACGUGAUCACGCACAGCCGGAAAGACCCGACUCAUAUUAUGUCAAACCGGUCGGCCAGACCAUCAGAAAUUCUACAAGAAAAAUGGAAAAACUGAAAAAGAAAUUGUCCAAGCAUGCAAUGGCCAUGGGCAACAUCACGGAGUUGUUGACGUUUGGGGACGAAGGUCUGCGUUCAGAUCUGGAGAUAAUACGCAGGAUGCACCCAAACACACUGAUGGUCAAGGAAGCCAUGUUGGCGGCCAUUAAAAACCAGUACAGUUUCAUGAGGACGGCUAUUCUGACGCAGAACGCAGAGCUUUCUAAGAUGAUGGAAUCUCUGCAGAGUUUGAUUGACGUCAUAAUGAUUGACAUGCGCAGUUACGCCAGGUCAGAGGUGGACCUAGUCCAGCAGAUACGAAACGUCAACCAGACGAUGCUGACAAUGAGGAGGAUGCUGUCCAACGAGUUCAAAAAGUCGAAAAACAAAAUGACUGAUAACCAACGCGGAACAUGUCCACAAGAAAUUUCAGCCAUUGGUCACAUGGACUCAUUUGAUACCGGAUACGAGAAGGGAGCCUUUAUGAAGGACGCGGCCAGCAAACAUGACAGAGUUUAUGUCAUGAAUGGCGCCAAUUUGAAUGAUCGUCUGCUCGAAUUUGACACUGAGCUGGACCUGGAGUAUGAACUGAUGUUAAGGACGCAUGACCUUCCUUUCCAGUGUCAGGGAACUGGACAUGUGGUGUAUCGAGGAUAUUUGUUCUGUCAGACAGCAAGAUCACCUAAAAUCGUGAAAUAUCACCUCAAGAGGAUGGAGCGCAGCGGAGUGUUAAACUUAGAAAACGCGGGAAUCGGCAAUACCUACCCAUAUCAGUUUGGGGAUUUCAGUGACGUGGAUUUGGCUGUCGAUGAAAACGGAUUGUGGGUUAUUUAUGCCACUCCAGACUCCGCCGGAAAAAUCAUUAUCAGCAAACUGAACGACGAAAAGAUGGAAAUUGAAAAAACGUGGUUAACGAGUUUCCCUAAAGGUGUCGCCUGUAACACGUUUAUGGUGUGUGGAGUGCUGUACGCUGCGUCUAUUUCUGACAAAUAUCGCAUGUUCAUCCGGUAUGUGUUUGAUACGAACACGCUCAAAGACGCGGUUUUCAAUGACGGUCGUCUGGUUUUUCCGGCAGACGGCAACGUGACGUAUGCUGAGAGCGUUAUGUUGGACUAUGAUUCCAAGGACGGGCGCUUGUAUUCGUGGAAUAACAGAAGGGUUGACGUUUAUCAGGUUUAUCUUAAAACGGUACGAAAGCCGUGAAAUGUGGUGUCUUGUAACACGAAGCAAAACUGUGUUGGGAAUUGGGUCUACAAAAUAAAGUUUAAAAUUCAG
This is a messenger RNA of Gigantopelta aegis, 2404 nucleotides long. Its product is annotated as noelin-2-like. The transcript has 2 exons. The coding region runs from base 752 to 2332 and encodes 526 amino acids. Gene Ontology annotation, biological process: signal transduction. NCBI's taxonomy places the organism in Eukaryota, Metazoa, Mollusca, Gastropoda, Neomphalida, Peltospiridae. The record is from RefSeq and is a predicted model, not a curated record.